Colletotrichum higginsianum IMI 349063 is the source of this 2595-nucleotide messenger RNA. RefSeq names its product V-type proton ATPase subunit a. Bases 1 to 2595 code for a protein of 864 amino acids. Lineage: Eukaryota; Fungi; Ascomycota; Sordariomycetes; Glomerellales; Glomerellaceae. Gene Ontology annotation, biological process: proton transmembrane transport; vacuolar acidification. The record is from RefSeq and is a predicted model, not a curated record. Gene Ontology annotation, molecular function: proton-transporting ATPase activity, rotational mechanism; ATPase binding. The transcript has 5 exons. Gene Ontology annotation, cellular component: fungal-type vacuole membrane; vacuolar proton-transporting V-type ATPase, V0 domain; vacuolar proton-transporting V-type ATPase complex.
AUGGCUCCGGCACAGGAUACCAUGUUUCGCUCUGCGAACAUGAGUAUGGUGCAGCUAUACAUUUCCAAUGAAAUCGGUCGCGAGGUUGUCACAGCUCUCGGAGAGCUUGGUCUCCUUCAAUUUAGAGAUCUCAAUGGCGAAGUCAGUGCUUUUCAGCGUACCUUCACCCAGGAGAUCCGAAGACUCGACAACGUCGAACGCCAACUGCGAUACUUCUACGCCCAGAUGGAGAAGGCAGGCAUCUCCCUCCGCAAGUUUGACCUCGAUGCCGAGAGGCUUGCCAAUCCGUCUACCUCCGAGAUCGACGAGCUCGCCGAGCGAAGCCAGAGUCUGGAGCAACGCGUCUACCAGCUCAACGAUAGCUACGAGACAUUGAAGAAGCGCGAGGUCGAGCUCACCGAGUGGCGCUGGGUUCUCCGUGAGGCUGGCGGCUUCUUCGACAGGGCCCAUGGUAGCGUCGAGGAGAUCCGCGCGUCUACCGACAACGACGAUGCCCCCCUACUUCAGGACGUUGAGCAGCACAACUCCGCCCCAGAUGUCGAGCGGUCGUUCUCCGGAAUGAACAUUGGUUUCGUCGCCGGCGUUAUUAACAGAGAUCGUGUUGCCUCGUUCGAGCGCAUUCUCUGGAGAACUCUGCGUGGAAACUUGUACAUGAACCAGUCUGAGAUCCCCGAGCCGCUCGUCGACCCUACCAACAACGAGGAGAUCAACAAGAACGUCUUCGUAAUCUUCGCUCACGGCAAGGAGAUUCUGGCCAAGAUUCGCAAGAUCUCCGAGUCUAUGGGUGCCGAGGUGUACAACGUCGACGAGAACAGCGAUCUUCGUCGCGACCAGAUCCACGAGGUCAACGCUCGUCUCAACGACGUCCAGAACGUUCUCCGUAACACCCAGCAGACUCUGAACGCUGAGCUCACCCAGAUCUCUCAGGCCUUGUCUGCUUGGAUGGUUCUCGUCACGAAGGAGAAGGCCGUGUACAACACCCUAAACCUCUUCUCGUAUGAUCGUGCCCGUCGCACGCUCAUUGCCGAGGGCUGGUGCCCGACCAAUGAUUUGCCGUUGAUCCGGUCUACGUUGCAGGAUGUUACGAACCGAGCUGGACUCUCUGUGCCUUCUAUCAUCAACGAGAUCCGCACCAACAAGACUCCCCCAACGUACAUCAAGACCAACAAGUUUACCGAGGCAUUCCAGACUAUCGUCAAUGCCUACGGUACCCCUACGUACCAGGAGGUCAACCCGGCCCUCCCGGUCAUUGUUACCUUCCCAUUCCUUUUCGCCGUCAUGUUCGGUGACUUCGGUCAUGCCGUCAUCAUGGUGUCUGCCGCACUCGCCAUGAUCUACUGGGAGAAGCCUCUCAAGAAGGUCACUUUCGAGCUGUUCGCCAUGCUCUACUACGGCAGAUACAUCGCCUUGGUCAUGGGUGUAUUCUCACUGUUUACGGGUCUCAUCUACAACGAUGUCUUCUCCAAAUCUUUGACAUUGUUCGACAGUGCCUGGAAGUGGGAUGUGCCUGAGGGUUACAAGGUUGGACAGACUCUUACGGGUAAACUCAACGAUCACGGCUACCGAUACCCCUUUGGUCUGGAUUGGAGAUGGCACGAGACAGACAAUGAUCUUCUCUUCAGCAACAGUUACAAGAUGAAGAUGAGUAUCGUUUUGGGUUGGGCCCACAUGACCUACUCUCUCAUCUUCGCCUACGUCAACGCCAAGCACUUCAAGAAGCCGAUCGAUAUCUGGGGUAACUUUGUCCCUGGCAUGAUCUUCUUCCAGUCCAUUUUCGGCUACUUGGUUAUGUGCAUUCUCUACAAGUGGUCGGUCAACUGGAAUGACCCGCAGAACCCCCGCAACCCGCCUGGAUUGCUGAACAUGUUGAUCUACAUGUUUCUGCAGCCCGGCACUCUUGAGGAAGGAGCGGAACUGUAUCCUGGACAGGCUGGUGUACAAGUUUUCCUUCUCCUUCUCGCCGUUAUUCAGGUCCCCGUUCUGUUGUUCUUGAAGCCCUUCUACCUCCGCUGGGAGCACAACCACGCUCGCGCCAAGGGUUAUAGGGGCAUUGGAGAGAGCUCUCGCGUUAGUGCGCUCGAUGGCGACGACGACGAGGAAACCCAAGGACUGAAUGGCCGCCCCAGCGUUGAGUCUGAUGGUGAGGGUGUUGCUAUGAUCACGCAAGACCUACACGGCGAAGAGGAACACGAGGAAUUCGAAUUUAGCGAAGUCAUGAUCCAUCAAAUCAUCCACACCAUCGAAUUCUGCUUGAACUGCGUUUCUCACACCGCUUCGUACCUUCGUCUCUGGGCGCUGUCGCUGGCCCACCAGCAGCUCAGUGCCGUACUUUGGUCCAUGACCCUCGGUCCCGCGCUCAAGUUCAACGGCAUCAUUGGUGCUAUUGCGAUUGUUGUCAUCUUCUACAUGUGGUUCUUCCUGACUAUUGCCAUCUUGGUCAUGAUGGAGGGUACCAGUGCCAUGCUGCACUCUCUCAGAUUGGCCUGGGUCGAGUCCUUCUCCAAGUUCGCGGAGUUUGCUGGCUGGGCCUUUGCUCCCUUCUCCUUCAGUACUACGCUAGAAGAGUCUGAUGAGCUGAAGGAGUACUUGGGUUGA